CGUAGUUUAAUGACGUAUUGUUCGUUUGACUUUUGAGAUGGCCAAAAUAAAAGAAAAAGUGCAAAAAGACGAUAAAGAAGUGCUGUUAAUAGCGCAGGACAUUAAAUUUGCAAAGUCGCUGGCAUGUAAUAAUAAGAGGAUUCGAGAUCGAGCCCUAAAAGCCCUUAAAAAAUGGUUACAACUCCGACUGUUGAGAAUGCCUUUUACGGAAAAAGACUUCAUGAUAAUAUGGAAAGGCUUGUAUUAUCUUACGAUAUAG
Agrilus planipennis (emerald ash borer) is the source of this 259-nucleotide messenger RNA. Its product is annotated as ribosomal RNA processing protein 1 homolog. Gene Ontology annotation, cellular component: preribosome, small subunit precursor. Gene Ontology annotation, biological process: rRNA processing. The transcript has 2 exons. The coding region runs from base 38 to 259 and encodes 73 amino acids. Lineage: Eukaryota; Metazoa; Arthropoda; Insecta; Coleoptera; Buprestidae. The record is from RefSeq and is a predicted model, not a curated record.